Messenger RNA from Olea europaea var. sylvestris, 1735 nucleotides. Its product is annotated as heptahelical transmembrane protein 4-like. The transcript is spliced from 4 exons. Gene Ontology annotation, cellular component: membrane. The record is from RefSeq and is a predicted model, not a curated record. Lineage: Eukaryota; Viridiplantae; Streptophyta; Magnoliopsida; Lamiales; Oleaceae. Gene Ontology annotation, molecular function: signaling receptor activity. Bases 219 to 1454 code for a protein of 411 amino acids.
ACGUAGCGUGCCAAAAAAAUAUCUUCUCUGCAUCUCCGCAUCUCUCUCAGGCAUAAUUCGAAAUUCAUUUGAUCGCUCAGCAAAAGAUAAAACUCAUUAGCAAAUUAUAUAAUUCGUUUUCCACUUCUAUUAAAUUCGCUGAAAAGGCGACACCUAUCAAUAUUAAUUUCUUGGUCUGCCCUUGGCGUUGCCUUGUCUCCUCCAUUUCAGGUCAGAGAAUGGAUAGAAAUCAAGGAAAUUGUAAGGAAACGCAAUCUUUUUGCGGAUCAAAAGAGAAUCAGAGGGCGGAUUGUUCAUUAAAGGAAAGGAAAGGGAAGCGAUUGUGGAAGAAAGUGAAGUACCAGCUGGUGGAAUACAAUUCAUUGCCUGGUUUUUUGAAGGACAACGAAUAUAUUCUUGGUCAUUAUAGGUCUGAAUGGCCGUUAAGGAAGGUUUUGCUAAGUGUUUUCACUAUUCAUAACGAGACUCUCAAUAUUUGGACGCAUUUGAUAGGGUUCUUCCUCUUCCUCUAUCUGACUAUUUACACUGCUAUGAAGAUUCCAAAGGUUGUGGACCUUCCAACCCUGCAACAUUUCCCUGAUGUGCUGAGAAAAGCCGAUUUCCAUAAACUGUGUACAGAACUUAUUGAUUGUCUUCCGUCCUUGCCACAGAUGCCUGAUUUGCACAGACUUCAAGAGGAGUUAAAGACUUUGCUGCCUCGUAUGGAUUUGCCGUCAUUAUCUAAUUGGCAUAUUGUGGAACUCCUCUCUAACUGUUUGCCGGAGCGAUUCUCGAGCAACCAAACUGAUGCUUGCGUUCUGCAUAGCAUGAAGGAGGAUGUGGCAAAUAUAAUAGCACCGUUGAUGGUGAGGCCAAUCACUCGUUGGCCCUUCUUCGCCUUUCUGGGUGGAGCCAUGUUUUGUUUGUUAGCAAGCAGUACAUGCCACUUACUCUCUUGUCAUUCUGAGCGCUUAUCAUACAUAAUGCUCAGGCUCGACUAUGCCGGGAUUGCUGCUUUGAUCUCAACGUCCUUUUAUCCUCCAGUCUAUUAUUCUUUCAUGUGCUAUCCUGUCUUCUGCACUCUCUACAUAGGAUUUAUUACUCUCCUGGGCCUUGGUACAAUCUUAGCAUCCCUUCUUCCCGUAUUCCAAACUCCCGAAUAUCGUAACUUUCGAGCAGCACUCUUCUUCGGAAUGGGCGUGUCAGGUGCAGCACCUAUUCUGCACAAGCUCAUCUUAUUCUGGCACCAGCCCGAGGCACUCCACACAACAGGGUAUGAAGUUUUGAUGGGAGCAUUUUAUGGUAUUGGAGCAUUGGUUUAUGCUAUGAGAGUUCCCGAGAGGUGGAUACCUGGAAAAUUCGAUAUUGCAGGGCACAGCCACCAACUUUUUCACGUCCUUGUAGUAGCCGGAGCUUAUACUCAUUACCGUGCAGGACUGAUUUAUCUCCGGUGGCGGGACAUGCAAGGGUGCUGAGAAUUACUUAAGAGAAUAUAAAUUAUGGGACUGCCAUGUCUUGGUGUAUUAUUGUCAAAUAUGGGUACAUAAAUGCAGUGGGGAAGGUGCUGCCGCCCCUAUCUGUAGACUUUCAUACUUAUUUUUAUGGUUAGUUAAAUUGCUCAAUGUAUUGGCCUACAACAAUUCUGGACCAGAUAUUGCUAAUAGUUUUAUCCUUGCACUGUCAUAUCUCUAUUAAUUACUUGGCCACUAUGUGUACAUAUUCUAUUCCCGUUCUAGUAAGGUAAACUGCAGUUAGC